AUGCAAUUUCGAACUGUACGACCUGUGGUGUCCCGCCCGCCACCUUCUAGAGAGGCCGAGACCGUCGAAGCCAUCUCCGUGCGGCAGAAGCUGAUUGUGUUGCGGGAGAAUCUCAAGACGCGGGUGACUGCCCAUCCAGAGGAUUCCACGGCCUUUCUGCAGCUGGUUGGCGUACAUGUACAACUGGGAGAGGCCGGCGCGUGCGCGCUCUGGGCUCGGAACUUCGCGGCGAGCCGCGCCGACUUUUCGUGGCGCAGCGCGGCCAAAGCGUUGCAUCGAGGGCUUGGACCGAGCUAUGCAGAGGAGCUUUUGAUGGAUGUGCUGAGCUUUUCAUCCACUGAUGACGCCACUAGAGCAGAGGUUUGCAGCAUCUUGGGCCAACUGCGUCCUCAUGAUGCAAUGCAAUGGUACCGCAAGGCGUUGAAUGUGGAUGAAGGAUGUGUGCCGGCACUUUUGGGUAUGGCACGUCAGCUUCAUCAUGACAACUACCCAAGAGAAGCAGCAGAGAUGUUCAAAGCAGCAACUCUGAAGAGAACCUUGGACACGCGCGACCUCUUCAGCUACGGCGAGGCCUUGGUGUUGGCCGGUCGAUGUAGGGAGAGUUGCGAAGUGCUGCAAGAAGUCCUGGACAGACCAGACAUAGGCUUUCAUGCCAUGGCGUGGGCCAGCUCAGCCUUGGCACAUGCGCUGGAGCAUCAAUACACAUCAGCAUUGGACUGCUGUCGGGAAGUGCCUCGGUCUCCCAGGUGCAAGGAGGCCCUUGAUCUUGCUCACUUCCUGGAAGCUCUGUGCCACUACCGUUGCUCCGAGCUGGCAGCGGCACAGGAUCUCGCUCGGAACUCGUUGGCCCGGGAUCCUUGCAAAUUGCGAGAGAGACUUUGGGGACUCCUUUGUCGAGUUGAGGUGCUAAAUGGCAACCUUAUGGCUGCUGAGCAUUGCUACCAAGAAGCGCUUCAACUUGGGCAGUGCAUCGACACAAAGACUGCUGGAGCUGUCUUGAGGAUGGUGCAGAUGCAGUGGGAUGAUGCAGAAGAGAUAUUGCAGGAGGUGCUCAACAAUCCCCCGGGAGAGGAUGGCUGUGAUAGCAAUUGCCCUGAGGCAUUGCUUUUGCACGCACAGCUCCUGCUAAGACAAAUGCAACAUGACCUGGCGCUGGAGUACUUGCAAAAGUGCUUGCGUCAACCCUUUACUUUGUUCUUUGGAAGGAUGGAGCAAAGCCUUGCGCAUUUGGCCUCAUGCCUUUGCUACCAUCAUCUUGCGUCACGAAGAGAUCGAGGAGAUUCAGCUGCCAGUGGAAGACAAGGAGAUUCUGAAAGUUCUCCCACAGGCCGGCGAUGGCCAACACUUUUCGGUCUGUUGACCGGUGGAAGAUCGGGAGAAACAGAUGCGGAGGCGGAGUUGUCGCGCCCCACCCGAAGCCAAAGCGCUUUGGAACAUUUCCGCUGCGCCUUGGAGCUCGAGCCGCAAACUCAGAACUCCAUUGUGGCCUGUGCUGACGCGGAAAGCCUUACAGCACUGCUACGAAAGCGAGGCCUUGCCAUUGAACUAAACCUGGAAGAGGCCAGUCUUCUACGUGACUGUGCCCUUAUGGAAUCCAGCGACCCCUGCGACCCUUCUGCCUUGCCUAAACUUGUGGGCACGGCAUCUACUGCAAUGCCAGCCAGUGAUAAUCCAUCCAGGCAAAAUUCGGAUUCUGCUUUGCCAGUAUGUGACUUCAAAGAAGCCUUGACGAUGGAAGGUGUUGCCAAGAUGUUGGGAGCAGAGAGAACGAUUUUCUUUAAUGACUUGGAAUUUGGAGAGCUCUUGAGCAGAGGUGAGCACACCACCGUUCAGAAAGCAAGAUACAGAGGUUCCGGAGUCGUUGUGAAAGCAUUGCAUCAUCAGGCCAUCAUGUACAAUCAGGAUGCAGUGGAAGACUUGCUGGCAGAGAUCCGGAUCCUCUCUCGGCUGAAUCAUCCACGCCUUGUCCCUUUGGUUGGUGCUUGCUUGGAGGAGUCUCAAGUUAUCGCCUUGGUGACGGAGUUGGCAGCUGGUGGAAAUUUGCAUCACGCUCUCCAUGUAAGACGAGUGGACUUCACGAGGGCACAGCACUUUCAGAUAUCCAUGGAGUUCCUGGAAGGUGUUCGCUAUUUGCAUUCGUUGCAACCGCCAGUUCUCCACUUGGACUUGAAGUCCAUGAACCUGGUGUUAGAUUCAGAGUUUCAACAUGUAAAGAUUUGUGACUUUGGCUUAUCGCGGGUGGUCACUGGGGUGCAGCGAGAGAAUCUCCAACGUGGGGGCUCUCCAAGGUACAUGGCGCCAGAAUGCUUUGACGAGUCGCUCGGAGCGCUCACUGUGAAAACUGAUGUUUGGUCCUCAGCUUGCAUUCUUCUGGAGAUGUUCGGAUCGUGUCAGCCGUACUUUGAGUGCAGCAACCUGCAGCAGAUUCUCAACAUGCUGCUUGUGCAACAGUUGCCUCCAACACUGCCAGAGAGCAUGGAGCCUGCUGUCAAAGUGAUUGUAGCCAAUGCUUUGCAACAUGAGGCAGCAGCGCGGCCAGCCAUUGGCCAAGUGUUGCUGCAGAUGCAAAAGGUGGAUGAUGCGCCUGGCAAAAGCCGCUUCCAAUGGGUGCCCUGA
Molecule: messenger RNA, 2616 nt
Organism: Cladocopium goreaui
Lineage: Eukaryota; Dinophyceae; Suessiales; Symbiodiniaceae
Source: the annotation of a GenBank genome assembly